Triticum dicoccoides is the source of this 2237-nucleotide messenger RNA. Its product is annotated as SH3 domain-containing protein 2-like. Bases 730 to 1875 code for a protein of 381 amino acids. NCBI's taxonomy places the organism in Eukaryota, Viridiplantae, Streptophyta, Magnoliopsida, Poales, Poaceae. The record is from RefSeq and is a predicted model, not a curated record. Gene Ontology annotation, molecular function: protein binding. The transcript has 10 exons.
CCGGCAGGCACCAAGUCCACGCCUCCGCCACUUUCAGUUCAUUCGCCCCUACGCUCCCCGUCGCGUCAGGUCGCUCUCUACGCGCGCACCCCCAGUCAGUCCCACCUCCCACGCGCACGGCACGGCGCACCCCCAAUGGCGUGGGACUAACGCGCGGCUCGACUCACAAUCCCGUCACACGUCCAUCGUUCUCGCUUUCUCUGGAAACCGGAACACCCCCCAUUUCUACGGUCCAGCUUAGCUGUUCGCUCUACAGUUUGGUCGGCAGUCGUCACCGUCGUCGGCCGGCGCGCUCCGUGCCCGCCGCCGCGGCGGGCGGUUUUGACCUCCCGCCUCGCGCUCGCCUCGGUUGCGGUUGCCAGGCAGUUACUUACCUUACACCACGGCAGCAGCGACUGCCUUCCGCUUCCGCUUCCGCACCAACCCCACCACCACCACCACCACCGUCACCGCCACCACAGCAACCCAACAAACCGCGGAGAGGCGAGGGGCGGUUGCUCUACUGCUGCUCCCUCCCUCCUAGCGCCGCGCUGCUGCUGCUCAUCCUAGCAGCCGCCGCCUCCCCUCCCCUUCUAGCGCUUCGCGUCGUGUCGUUUAGCAGUCAGGAGAGUGCUCCACCCUGCUUUCCCCCUCCGGGGUUCGUUAUUUCGUGGCUUGCGGCGGCCCCAAAUCCUAUCUACCGCCGGAGAGGCGCCGUUCGCUUUUGAUCGAUCCUGUCGGCCGGCGCGGAUGGAGGCGCUCAAGAAGCAGGCCAGCAAGCUCCGGGAGCACGUCGCCAAGCAGCAGCAGGCGGUUCGCAAGACGUUCAGCGCACGCCAUAAUCAAGACACUUCGCUUGUUGAUGAAGCUGAACUUGAGUGCCACCAGAAUCUCCAGAAGCUUUAUAAUACCACAAGAGCAGCUAAACAUUUCCAACGAACCAUUGUACGAGGACUGGAGGGUUUUGUUGCUGUUAGCACCAAACAGAUGGAGAUAGUGAAAAAGCUAGCUGAGGAUUGUUGCAAAUAUGGAAACAACAAUCAAAAUCUUGGUUUUGUUCUUGGAAAGGCUUCAGUUGAGUUUGGUAAAUCCCACAGCCAAAUGGAGAUAGAGCGGGAGAAACUUCUUAGAGUUCUUGGAGAGCAGGUUUUUGAGCCUCUUCGAGAAAUGAUAAUGAGUGCUCCUCUUGAAGAUGCUCGCUUGUUAACUUAUCGCUAUCAACGGAUCAGACAAGAUAUGGAGUCUCAGAUAGCUGAUGUGGUUAGAAGGCAACUGAAGUCCAAGGAGAGUAGUGGUAAUACAGAUUCGGUGAAACUGCAACAUGCAGAGUCGAAAUUAUCAGAGCUCCGAACUACGCUGGCAGCAUUAGGAAAAGAAGCAACGGCAGCUAUGGAGGCUGUAGAGGCUCAGCAGCAACAGAUUACCUUUGACCGUCUUCUUGCAAUGGUUGAUGCCGAGAGAACUUACCAUCAGAACGUUGCUGAUAUUCUGAACAAACUUCAUGAUGAGAUACUCAAUGCAAGACCCCAUGAAGAGUCAGAUAACAAUGAUGAUGUGCCAUCAUCAGAUCCAUCAUCGGAGCCUAAAGUAUCACCGACACAUGUGCACUCAAAUAGCAUAUCAGAAGAUCCAGCAUUAACUGAAACUAGCGAACCUACAAGGAAUGGCCAGGAAGUGCAUUAUGUUGGGGAGGUAAUCCAUCCGUUUUAUGGUCAGGCUGAUGGUGAGCUCAGUAUCUCCGUGGGCGAUUUUGUUGUGGUCCGCCAGGUGUCUCCAAACGGGUGGUCGGAAGGGGAAUGCAAAGGAAAGGCAGGCUGGUUCCCAUCUGCGUACGUAGAGCAGAGGGACAAGGCCCCGGCAAGCAAGGUGAUAGAGCCUGGACGUCUGACUGCGUGACCCCUCUUUCUUCUUGUACUAAAUGGCUCCACUGCUGUUCAUCGUCCUGCUUUCUCCCCUGUACAUGAUAUGAGGUACUUGCUCAGGACUGCCUAGCAUUUUGUAGAACUUUCUUAUACCUUUCUGUGCAGAUUCUUUGUGCUGCUUAUGUAAAGAACAUAGUAGUAGUGUUUUGCCUUUAGGAUCUUCUCUUCUGUUCUUCUUUUUCUUUCUCCCACAACAAUGUGAGUAUGUAUAGAGCUAUUGGCCACGCACGGGAUGCUGCAUCCUUCCCCCUGUUAUGCGGAAAGCGUGCUUCCUGCCGAACUAGUAUUAUCGGGUUCAGAACAGUGAUGGAUAUUAUCACCACUCUUGUUUCUCUC